Molecule: messenger RNA, 501 nt
Organism: Ziziphus jujuba (common jujube)
Lineage: Eukaryota; Viridiplantae; Streptophyta; Magnoliopsida; Rosales; Rhamnaceae
Product: heavy metal-associated isoprenylated plant protein 43
Exons: 3
Coding region: 53-382 (109 amino acids)
Molecular function (GO): metal ion binding
Source: RefSeq, a predicted model, not a curated record
CCCUAAUGGUCAAGCAGAGACUGAAGCUAUCCCAACCAGUUAUUCCCCCGAAAUGAAGAGAACCGUCGUAAAAGUGAAUAUUAAUUGCCAAAUAUGCAAGAGCGAUGUUCUUAAAGCUGUCACCAAGCUUUCAGGUAUAGAUCAAGUAUCAGUGGAUGCAGAAAAGGGAUUGUUAACUGUGGUAGGAGAUGUCGAUCCAGUUCUGAUAGUGAAGAAGGUGAGGAAGAUUGGGAAAGCAGCAGAAGUAGUAAGCGUUGGACCUCCAAAGCCUGAGCCCAAAAAGUCUCCUAAAUACAUAUUGCUUCCUCCUUAUUGUAAUGACUGCCAAUUUGUUGGCGUCGGCUUUACUCCUUAUGAUGGCAGACUUUGCCACAUCCUUUGAUGGGAUUCCAACUAUGUACCACUUCAUUUGAUGGUUUUCUUUAAUCUGCCUUAAAAAUGUAAUCUACUUCCUUUACUCUGUCAUUUAUGGUAAUUUUAGCUCAUUUGAUUGUGGAAGUG